Molecule: messenger RNA, 1782 nt
Organism: Habropoda laboriosa
Lineage: Eukaryota; Metazoa; Arthropoda; Insecta; Hymenoptera; Apidae
Gene: angel
Product: protein angel
Exons: 7
Coding region: 1-1782 (593 amino acids)
Molecular function (GO): 3'-5'-RNA exonuclease activity
Source: RefSeq, a predicted model, not a curated record
AUGCAACCAUCCAAUUGUAUUCAAUAUUAUAAAAUUUGGAAACGAACUGUUAUAUCAGUUGUCUAUUGUGCAUCUUAUGCAUCAAUAUCCCCACUACUUGGUAAAUACAUCAAUACAGCUAGCAAGUUGCUACGGAAAAUUUAUACUACGAGACUUGACAUUUUCUUCAAACCUUUUCGUUACAAAUUUGAGCAUCAUUACUAUGAUAUUGUUCCCAUUUCACCUUCUCGUAUGUCCGGAUUAGCAGUAAAGCAAGUAUUUUUGAGAAAUUUUUGUAAAAACAUAUCAAUAUCUGAAAGAUUAACAUCAUCUUGUUAUAAUUUGAUGGGAAUAAUGGCAAAUUCUGCUGCACAGCAAAAAUUAAAUCAAGCAUCAAUGGAACCUUUCUUAGAGAUGUAUUAUAACUCUAGUAACAAUCAUGAAAUUCCAUUAACAUUUUCAUCAGAAAAUUUAGCAUGUGAAAAUAAUCUGCAAACAGUUGCUCUUGAAACAAGUACAUGUGUCGACACUUCCAUGCUUUUGAAAGAGAGAUACCUGACCGAUAAACAGAAAUAUAAAGCAAUAAGGCAAUGGAAACGUUUAAAAAAAGAGAAGCUGACCUCUAAUUCUGAAGAAUUUUUUAUUCUGAGAGUACUAUCCUUCAACAUUUUGGCACAAUAUCUACUGGAAACAUAUCCAUUUCUAUAUAAAGGACAUGAUAAACGGGCACUACCUUGGAAGAUUAGGAGGCAGCUUCUCUUACAAGAAAUUUUAGGGGCACAAGCUAAUGUAAUAUGUCUUCAAGAAAUGCAAGAAGAACAUUUACAAGAAUUUUUGAUUCCAUUUAAAGAUUUGGGUUAUAACUACAUAUAUAAAAAACGAACAAAUGAUAAAAGGGAUGGUUUACUUUUCCUAUAUCGUUCUGAUCAGCUUACUUUAAUGGAAUAUGCAAAGGUUGAGCUUUAUCAAUCUGGUAUAGAAUUGCUGAGUAGAGACAAUGUUGGAAUCAUUGCCAAACUCGCACUUAAAGAAAGCCCUGAAACACAAUUGGUUAUUGCUACAACUCAUCUGCUUUACAAUCCACGACGAAAUGAUGUAAGAUUGGGACAAGUACAACUUCUUUUAGCAGAAAUUGAGAGAAUUGCUUUCCUGGAGAAUACAAUGAUGGGUGCCAAAUACCUUCCAAUCAUACUGGUAGGUGAUUUCAACUUAACACCUGACUCGGGAGUAUAUGAAUUUAUUACGGAGGGUGUAUUUGAGUAUCAAGGGAAAAGCAAAAGCCUUGAAGAAACGGAGUAUCGAUCUCUAUCGAAUUCUCUAAUCCCUCCUCGCCUCUGUAUUACGGAUAGCUGUCAACAUUUUAACGUUUUAAAACAUAGAUUACGUGGAGAAGGAACAGACAGAGUGAUGCUGGAAAAUAGUGAACAUUUUAUGGCAGAGGAAAAUGUUUCAUCAUACCAUUGCGAAGUAAAUGCGGAUACAACAGAUCUUCAAACAAUAGAGAUCGCUCAUGGUUAUCAUGUAAAGUUUUGUUCUGGCACCUUAACGCAUCCGUUCCGUUUUAACAGUGUAUAUAAACAUCGAAAUCGUCAUGGAGAACUAGAAGCUACGACCAAUCAGGACGAGUGGGUUACAGUUGAUUAUAUUUUUUAUAGUGAUCUGGAACUUGUUGAAAAUUAUAAACUACCCUUAGUUAAACAGUGCUCCACUUUGCCAACAAUACCUAAUUUUGCAGUUGGUAGUGACCAUUUUUGUUUAGGAGCUACUUUUAAAGUACAUAAAAGAAAACCUCAGAUCUGUUAA